AUUUCUUGUGCUUGGAAAGACGCAGCCAUGUCAAAGAGACGCACUCGUAUCUACGCCGACGAAGAUGUUGUCGCGCACAAGACCCGGUCAAGCUGCUGGGUGACCCGCCAAGGAAAAGUCUACGACGUCUCAAAAUUCGUCGACGACCACCCAGGAGGCGACGACAUCCUUCUCAAAUAUGCCGGCCAGGAUAUCGAGGCGGCGAUGUCAGGCAAGGCAGAGGACACCCCACAGCACUCCUCUGCGGCGUAUGAAAUGCUCGAAGACUACCUCAUUGGACGGCUUGGGACGCAUGAGACGACACUGCGCGACGACUUCGUUGCCGGCGAUGAUUUCCAUCCGGAAGAAACGGAUUUUGCUGAGGACUUUCAAAAGAACCAGUUUUUGGAUCUCAGGAAGCCGCUGUUACGCCAAGUGUGGGAGGCUAACUUUAGUAAAUCCUACUAUCUGCAGCAAGUGCAUCAGCCUCGGCACCUUCACGAGUCUGCUCGUCUCUUCGGCCCCUCCUUCCUCGAGGGAUUCACCCGCACAGUUUGGUGGGUGGUGCCCAUGUUCUGGGGUCCCAUCGCAUCGUACCUUUUCUGUCGCUCCCUGAUCCAAUUCUCCGUCGCACCCGCUGUUCUCCCGCUGUUCACCAAUAUCGGCAAGACAGGUGUUUGCUUCUUCCUGGGCAACUUCAUCUGGACGAUCCUCGAGUAUGUCCUGCACCGCUUCCUUUUCCAUCUCGACGACUAUCUUCCCGACCACCCCGUCGCCAUCCUGCUGCAUUUCCUGUUGCACGGAGUCCACCACUACCUCCCGAUGGAUCGGUUGCGUCUUGUUAUGCCUCCGCUCCUGUUCACCGUGCUGCAGGCCCCGUUCACGCGCCUCGCUCACAUCCUGUUCCCCGCCGCUGUAGCGAACGGGAUCAUCUCAGGAGCCUUCGCGUUUUACAUCUUAUACGACGUGAUGCACUACGCAUUGCACCAUACCAAUCUCCCUGCGUACAUGCAGGAGCAAAAGCGGUAUCACCUUGCUCAUCAUUACAAGAACUUUGAGCUCGGAUUUGGUGUCACUAGCAAGUUUUGGGAUGUGGUCUUCAAUACAGUCCUUCCGACUACCCCUUCAUGAUGGGCGGCGCUCUGUUAGAUCGGACCAAGUAAUCGCCUAGAUGUUCUGUACUCUUCACUAUUCGCCCCUCUCAAUAUUACAUUACCCCGGGUCUCUCUGAACAGGCCGUGUCAUUUUGUAAUCACUCGUAUUCCCCCGUUGCGAAUGUAAGAUAAAUAGAAACAGGCCACUGUCAAAUCGCGUCUGCCUCAUUUUGCAUGCUGUGUAGCCACCGAACCACAUGUGUAUAUUGCGCACGCCAUGUCGCAGACCACUCGCCACACCACUUAGUAGGUCUUCU
Molecule: messenger RNA, 1390 nt
Organism: Mycena citricolor
Lineage: Eukaryota; Fungi; Basidiomycota; Agaricomycetes; Agaricales; Mycenaceae
Source: the annotation of a GenBank genome assembly